Messenger RNA from Acomys russatus (golden spiny mouse), 1989 nucleotides. RefSeq names its product checkpoint kinase 1 (gene Chek1). The coding region runs from base 230 to 1660 and encodes 476 amino acids. The record is from RefSeq and is a predicted model, not a curated record. Gene Ontology annotation, cellular component: cytoplasm; site of double-strand break; nucleus. Gene Ontology annotation, molecular function: ATP binding; protein serine/threonine kinase activity. The transcript is spliced from 12 exons. Gene Ontology annotation, biological process: mitotic G2 DNA damage checkpoint signaling; protein phosphorylation. NCBI's taxonomy places the organism in Eukaryota, Metazoa, Chordata, Mammalia, Rodentia, Muridae.
UUGCGUAAAGGCGGAGGAAAAACAUACAAACAGGACUUGUGAUAUACUGGACAGAGUGCUUAAGUUUAGUAUGAGUUGGGCAAAUAUGGAUGAGCUGUAAGGGGAAACCCAAGUCGUGCGGAAUCAUGGCAAGAGGCCCCAGCUCAGUGGCUUUACAGGUGAUGAGGGUUUACACUCAUUCCUCGCAUUUUCUGGGAUCCUGCAUAUUACAGCCGCUGUGCUUGGAGUCAUGGCAGUGCCCUUUGUGGAAGACUGGGACUUGGUGCAGACUUUGGGAGAAGGUGCCUAUGGAGAGGUUCAACUUGCUGUGAAUAGAAUAACUGAAGAAGCGGUUGCAGUGAAAAUUGUAGAUAUGAAGCGGGCCGUAGACUGUCCAGAAAAUAUUAAGAAAGAGAUCUGCAUCAAUAAGAUGCUAAAUCACGAGAAUGUAGUGAAAUUCUAUGGCCACAGGAGGGAAGGCAGCAUCCAGUACCUGUUCCUGGAGUACUGUAGUGGAGGAGAGCUUUUUGAUAGAAUAGAGCCAGACAUAGGCAUGCCUGAGCAAGAUGCUCAGAGGUUCUUCCAUCAACUCAUGGCAGGAGUGGUUUAUCUGCAUGGAAUUGGAAUAACUCACAGGGAUAUUAAACCAGAAAACCUCCUCUUGGAUGAAAGGGAUAACCUCAAAAUCUCUGACUUCGGCUUGGCAACAGUGUUUCGGCAUAAUAAUCGCGAACGCUUACUGAAUAAGAUGUGUGGGACUUUACCUUAUGUUGCUCCAGAGCUUCUAAAGAGAAAAGAAUUUCAUGCAGAACCAGUUGAUGUUUGGUCCUGUGGAAUAGUACUUACUGCAAUGUUGGCUGGAGAAUUGCCAUGGGACCAGCCUAGUGACAGCUGUCAGGAAUAUUCUGAUUGGAAAGAAAAAAAAACCUAUCUCAAUCCUUGGAAAAAAAUUGAUUCUGCUCCACUGGCUUUGCUUCAUAAAAUUCUGGUUGAGAAUCCAUCAGCAAGGAUUACCAUCCCAGACAUUAAGAAAGAUAGAUGGUACAACAAACCGCUUAACAGAGGAGCAAAGAGGCCCCGAGCCACUUCAGGUGGUAUGUCAGAGUCUUCUAGCGGAUUCUCUAAACAUAUUCAUUCUAACUUGGAUUUUUCUCCAGUAAAUAGUGGUUCCAGUGAAGAAAAUGUGAAGUUCUCUAGUUCCCAGCCAGAGCCGCGGACAGGGCUGUCCUUGUGGGACACUGGCUCUUCAUAUGUUGACAAACUGGUACAAGGCAUCAGCUUCUCACAGCCUACGUGUCCUGAUCACAUGCUUGUAAACAGUCAGUUACUUGCUACUCCUGGAUCUUCACAGAACCCCUGGCAGCGUUUGGUCAAAAGAAUGACACGCUUCUUCACCAAGCUGGAUGCAGACAAAUCUUACCAGUGCCUUAAAGAGACCUUUGAGAAGUUGGGCUAUCAGUGGAAGAAGAGUUGUAUGAAUCAGGUUACUGUGUCAACAACUGAUAGAAGAAACAAUAAAUUGAUUUUCAAAAUAAAUUUGGUGGAAAUGGAUGAAAAGAUACUGGUUGACUUCCGGCUUUCUAAGGGUGAUGGAUUAGAGUUCAAGAGACACUUCCUGAAGAUUAAAGGGAAGCUCAGUGAUGUGGUGAGCAGCCAGAAGGUCUGGUUUCCUGUGACAUGAUGAAGCCGGCAGCCCUGCAGGUUCCUGGUGACUAUUGUGCUGCUAUGUUGAUGUUAUUCUUCCUAGAGAAGAUUAUCCUAUUCUGCAAACUGCAAACAGUAAUGUUUUGAAGAGUUCUCUUCUCAUUACUCAAACAUCUUCCAUCUCUUAGUAUGUUUUGCAUACAAAUAAUACUGUAUGUUAAUUGUAUGCAAUACUUUGACCUUGGGGAAAGGAUGGAUCAAAUUCAUUAGAUAUUUCGCCAGCUGUGUUUAAAUUGUAUGAAUUUGAAACCUGUCUGGUAGAAACCAAGUUAUGGGAUACUUGAGUUUGCCAGCUUUUAUAACCAA